AUGCAACCCGGGCUUUGGCUGGCAAUCAGCACUCUGGCAGCAGUGCUGGGCACGGCCCUGCUGGAGGAUGGUGUGUGCCAGGCACCGAAUGGCAACGAUGGCUUCCCAGGAGUCCCUGGCCUUGAUGGGAGGCCAGGGCAGAAGGGUGACGUGGGAGAGCCAGGGAAAUCAACACAGAGGACAGGCAUCCAGGGACAAAAAGGGGAUGUAGGUGACCCAGGGCAUCCUGGCAUCCCAGGGAUCCAAGGCUACCGUGGCUCGUACGGCCCGCCCGGGCUCCCAGGGCAGCCAGGGCCGAAGGGGUACAAGGGGAAAGCUGGGAAUAUCCUGGAGCAGCCGCGUCCUGCCUUCUCCGCCUCACGGAAGUCCCCACCAUCCAUGGGCAAGACGGUAGUGUUUGACAACAUCAUCACCAACCAGGAGAACUCCUACAGUCCCCUGACGGGGGAGUUCACCUGCAGUGUCCCUGGGCUCUACUACUUCGCCUACCAGGUGGUCUCCAGCGGGGACCUCUGCCUGAGCAUCACCAAGAACAAGGAGAAGGUGGUCAGCUUCUGUGACUACAACAGCCGUGAGCUCCUGCAGGUGAACUCGGGCAGCAGUGUGCUCAGCCUGGCCGUGGGCGACCGGGUCUCCGUGAGCACCGGCCCUGGCAAGGGCAGCAUGAUUUACCAUGGCUCCGAGGCAGACAGUGUCUUCAGUGGCUUCAUGCUCUUCCCGCAGACGGGCUGA
Nipponia nippon (crested ibis) is the source of this 732-nucleotide messenger RNA. It is a transcript of the gene C1QA, whose product is annotated as complement C1q A chain. Gene Ontology annotation, molecular function: protein binding. NCBI's taxonomy places the organism in Eukaryota, Metazoa, Chordata, Aves, Pelecaniformes, Threskiornithidae. The record is from RefSeq and is a predicted model, not a curated record.